Messenger RNA from Acyrthosiphon pisum (pea aphid), 2672 nucleotides. RefSeq names its product zinc finger matrin-type protein CG9776. The transcript is spliced from 8 exons. The record is from RefSeq and is a predicted model, not a curated record. NCBI's taxonomy places the organism in Eukaryota, Metazoa, Arthropoda, Insecta, Hemiptera, Aphididae. Gene Ontology annotation, cellular component: nucleoplasm. Bases 130 to 2343 code for a protein of 737 amino acids. Gene Ontology annotation, biological process: positive regulation of DNA-templated transcription; negative regulation of DNA-templated transcription. Gene Ontology annotation, molecular function: zinc ion binding; nucleic acid binding.
CCAAUCAAGGGAUUGUAUAAUAUAGAUCUGAAAAAUGUUGUAGAUAUAACAAAACCCCCUCCUAACAUAACAUCGAUUACACCAGUACCAGAUACACAAACUAAAAGUUCUCAGGAUAGCAUUUUUGAAAUGCAACGUGAAACAUAUGCUACAAAACUGUUUAGUUUAAAAAAAGAACUUGAGACAUUACAAAUUCAGUAUGACACAUUUAAGUUGGAUAAUACAGAUGGUCGUCGUAAUAAUGAAUUAAAAAAAAAUAGAAAAGCACAGGAUGAUGUAAAUGGAAAAAUUAAGGGUGUAAAUAAUAUUCUUGAAGUAUUAAAUACAAUGAUUCCAAAAGACUCAAUAAAAGAAAUUAAAAAAGUCGAACCGAAAAAAAUAACAACAGAAUCUGAGUAUGUGAAAACCCCUACAGAAACUGUACAACAAGAUGAAGUUUCUAAUAUACGUAAGAAUCGACAUCGCAGUACUUCUUCAUCUUCAUUGGAACUAAAAAAAAAAAGGAAUAAAUCUAAUAAAUCCAAUAAAUCAAAAAAAUCUUCGAAAGUACAUUCUUCUUCAGAAGAAGAAACUGAUUCUAAGAAAUCAUACAAAUCUAAAGAGUUAAUUGAUACCAGUAAAAAAACAAAACGUAAUGAGAAACUACCUCAAUUCAAUCAUGUUUACUGUGAUUCAUGCAUUCAUUGGUGUCAGCCAUGUAAUAUUUUUCCAAAAACUGCAAAAGAAUAUUUAACACAUUUGCACAGUGAAUCCCAUACCAAAACUUUGGAGGAAUUAAAUGUUGUUGAAUUACCAUGGCAUGAUACACAAACUGAACCUACUCAACCUGAAAAAAAUCCUGAACUACCAAAUAAACGAGUACCUAUCAAAGGUUUGGAGUUUUUUAUUGGAACUCAAGCUUGGUAUUGCAAACUGUGUGACACUUGGAUUGGAGAUCUUCAUUGCGCUUCAGCACAUUUUAAAUCUAAACAACAUAAUGAUUUAUAUGCGGAACUUAUAGCAAAGCAGCCAAAUUGGGAAAUUGAUUGGCUUACAAAAAGAACUCGGGCGUUUGAAAAGUCCUUAUCACAAGCAAGUACAAUUAAACAAGAUCCAAUUAAAGAAAAUAAAUCUAAAGAAUACAUUUCUGAACCCAAGAUUGAGAAGUCUUUUUUUGAGAAAGAGCCUAGAAAAGAGAGGGAAAAAGAAAAAUUACGUGAAAGAGAUAGAGAUAGAGAAAGAGAUCGAGAUAAAUAUAAAAAAGAAUUAAGUCGAAAACCCACAGAUUUAAAAAGUCAGUUAAGUCCUGACAAAGAGAUUAAUGAUACAAAUAAUGUAUCUUUAUCAGAUUGGAUGAAACCAGUUGAUUUACCUGUAGAAAAAAGUAUGAUUACUUUAAAGGAAUCUGUGCAGAAAUCUAAAGACAGAUUGCAUAAAAAUAAAUCUGAUGAAAUUGAAGAAUCCCGUAGAUCUAACCAAUCUAAUGUGCAUGUAGUAAAAAAGCAACGACUUGAAGAACCAAAGCCUCCACCAAUUGUGUGUGAAAAAAAAGAUGAAAGUUUUAAUUUAUCUCACCGUACUAGCAGAAUAAAAUUACCUUUUAUUGGAAAAAUGCCAUUUGCAAAGCCAAUUAGUAAAAAAUCAAAUUCAUCUACUAAAGAUAUACCCAAUUUUACUGUUGAAAGUACAACUAAUGAACCUAAAGAAAACUUGAUGGAAUCUGUGGCUAUUCAAAAAAUGUUAAUUGAAAAAAUGAUCACUGCAGCAAAUGAAAAAAAGAUCGAAAAGCAUAUAUUACCUGUUGACAUGGAUAUAGAUGAUGAUAAUGAAAAUAAUGAUGGUAUUGUAAAUUCAGAAACUGAUUCAAUUGAAACACAACUGAACCGUUCACAAUCAGGAAAUCAAAUACAUCAGAUGUAUAGUCAACCUCAACCACAUACUCCUAAUACAUUACCUCAAGAUUUAAGUACUGCAUUGAAUAUGAUUUUUCCUUGCAGUGAAACUUCUUCGGUAGUACCAUCUAUAAACACACCAAUUAAUCCUCAAGUUCAUAAUCCAUUAAUUCAUCAACAUUACAAUAUGCCAUAUGGUGUAGCAAAUAAUUUAAGUAUUUCGCCUGAAAGAAAGAAAAAGAAAAAUGCCCCAUCUCAACGAAAACGUAGACAUAUGAAGAAAAUUAUGGGUAAAGAAGGAGAAGUUACUAAAGAUGAUUAUGACGAAGAUGAUGACGAUAAAUUAGAAGACCCGAUUAUUCAGGGGCCUAAAGAAGAAAAUAAUAAGAAAUCAAAUGGCAAUGAAUCUGAUGGGGAUGAACUUGCUAUGCUUGGUAUUGAUGCAGAAGAUAUGGCUGCACAAUAUUAUUGAAAAUUAUCGAUUUUAUUAUGUGACAGUUCCUUUAUGUAUAUACAUGUAUUAUAUAUAAAUUUUAAUUUUAAAACUACCUUUCUAAAUAGUUUUACUUAUAUUUUGCUUGAACAAAUUUUAAAUGUAAAAGUAUGUUUAUAAAUAUUAUAAAAAUAAUAAUUUACACAUAAUUAAUGAUUAAUAGGUAUCGUUGGAAAUGGUAAAAUUAAAUUGAGUGCUAUUAUCCCAAUUGUUGAUACAUCAUUUGAUGUAUUAAUUUGGUCAUUAAAUGUUGUUUAAUAUGUAUUAUUUACAACAAAUAAAAAAAUGAAUUUUCAUUUUAAAUUCUA